GCUCUAGAUCGAGUACUGCCCCCACUGUCUUUCCACCUUCUUCUUCUGCAGCGGUGGCAGCAGCAGCACUUAGCAGCGGCAACUUGAGGCUGCACCCUGGGCAAGCCCUUCAGGGUGGUGCUUAGCUGAGAUAGGGGCUCAGCGCCCCAAGGGGUGUGUGUAGGGUGGGGGCGGCCAGCUGGGACCAGCUGGUGGCCCUGGAAAACCUCCCACACACUCACACCCACACACCCCUUUUGUGUUGCAGGCUGCCCCUCCAAGAGCAGAGGCAGCGAGAGGACGUGUGCCUCGCGCGGGUCCGCGUGGGGAGAGCAGUGGGAACGGAGACCUGCACCACCUCCCGGUCCUCCCUCCAGGGAAAACAGGAAAAGGAGAACUAGCAAGAGCUUGAGUGACAAACGCCUGGAUUCAGAUUAGAACACUGUUCAUUUGCCUAGUGCUUCGUUCCUGGAAAUUGCGCUGCAACUGCCUGAUUAAGAAAAACGAAUCUGAAAGAAAACAAAGAAUAAAAUACCCCAGAAUUCACAACAGAACAUCUCACCUGAACCUAAAAUGGUGAGCGAGAGUCAUCAUGAGGCCCUGGCAGCCCCGCCAGUCACCACUGUUGCGACAGUCCUACCAAACAAUGCCACAGAGCCAGCCAGUCCUGGAGAAGGAAAGGAAGAUGCCUUUUCUAAGCUGAAGGAGAAGUUCAUGAAUGAGUUACAUAAAAUUCCAUUGCCACCGUGGGCCUUAAUUGCCAUAGCCAUAGUUGCAGUCCUUUUAGUCCUGACCUGCUGCUUUUGUAUCUGUAAGAAAUGCUUGUUCAAAAAGAAAAACAAGAAGAAGGGAAAGGAAAAGGGAGGGAAGAAUGCCAUUAACAUGAAAGAUGUGAAAGACUUAGGGAAGACCAUGAAAGAUCAGGCCCUGAAGGAUGAUGAUGCUGAAACUGGACUGACCGAUGGGGAAGAAAAAGAAGAACCCAAAGAAGAGGAAAAAUUGGGAAAACUUCAAUAUUCACUGGAUUAUGAUUUCCAGAAUAACCAGCUGCUGGUGGGGAUCAUCCAGGCUGCCGAGCUGCCCGCCUUAGACAUGGGGGGCACGUCCGAUCCCUACGUGAAAGUGUUCCUGCUGCCCGAUAAAAAGAAGAAGUUUGAGACAAAAGUCCACCGAAAGACCCUUAAUCCUGUCUUCAAUGAGCAAUUUACUUUCAAGGUGCCAUACUCGGAACUGGGUGGCAAAACCCUGGUGAUGGCUGUAUAUGAUUUUGAUCGUUUCUCCAAGCAUGACAUCAUUGGCGAAUUUAAAGUCCCCAUGAAUACAGUGGAUUUCGGUCAUGUAACUGAGGAGUGGCGUGAUCUGCAAAGUGCCGAGAAGGAAGAGCAAGAGAAAUUGGGUGACAUCUGCUUCUCCCUUCGCUACGUACCCACCGCCGGCAAACUGACUGUUGUCAUCCUGGAGGCAAAGAAUCUGAAGAAGAUGGAUGUGGGUGGCUUAUCUGAUCCUUAUGUGAAGAUUCAUCUGAUGCAGAAUGGCAAGAGGCUGAAGAAGAAAAAGACAACAAUUAAGAAGAACACACUUAACCCCUACUACAACGAGUCAUUCAGCUUUGAAGUACCCUUUGAGCAAAUCCAGAAAGUGCAAGUGGUGGUUACUGUUUUGGACUAUGACAAGAUUGGCAAGAACGAUGCCAUCGGCAAAGUCUUUGUGGGCUACAAUAGCACCGGGGCGGAGCUGCGACAUUGGUCAGACAUGCUGGCCAACCCCAGGCGACCCAUUGCCCAGUGGCACACUCUACAGGUAGAGGAGGAAGUUGAUGCCAUGCUGGCAGUCAAGAAGUAAAGGAGAGAAGAAGCCUUUCUGCAUUUGCCCACAUAGUGCUCUUUAGCCAGUAUCUGUAAAUACCUCAGUGAUAUGGGUCCUUGCGUUUUUCCAGCCAUGCAUUCUAACACAAUUCAGUGGUACUUCAAAUCCUGUUUUAAUUUGCACAAAUUUAAAUGUAGAGAGCCCCUAAGCCCUUCAUCAUACCAGUGCCCUCCAAAUCUACUCUUCUUUUAAGCAAUAUGAUGUGUAGAUAGAGCAUGACUGAAAUUAUUUACUGUAUCACAUCGUUGUAUAUACCAGUAUGCUAAAGAUUUAUUUCUAGUUUGUGUAUUUGUAUGUUGUAAGCGUUUCCUAAUCUGUGUAUAUCUAGAUGUUUUUAAUAAGAUGUUCUAUUUUAAACUAUGUAAAUUGACUGAGAUAUAGGAGAGCUGAUAAUAUAUUAUAUGGUAAAUAUAGUAUCGUCUGCAUUCCAGCAAAAAUAUCAACUUGUAAGGCACUAGUACAGUGAAACUGACAUCUUAAAGGACAACUUAAACCCGAGCUUUCUAUUGAAUCAAAUUGAGUACCAAGAUACAAUUACACCACGUAUUUGGUGGGUGAAUCCACUUUUAUAGAAUUGCUUCACAGGCAAAUUAACACGAUCUGAGCAGCAUCCAGGCUGACCUCCAGGAAGCAUAGCCACAAACCAGAAUAGCAUCUGUCUGUACAUAUCUACAAAGCUGAAACCAGGGCUUCACGCUUACAUUCGAGGAAGCAACUGAACAGGAGUCAAUGAUUUCAUAUUACAGCAUGUAGAGUAACAACAUGAUGGUGUUCCCUGUGUGUGAGUGUGUGUGUGUGCACGUGUGUGU
This is a messenger RNA of Equus quagga, 2654 nucleotides long. It is a transcript of the gene SYT1, whose product is annotated as synaptotagmin 1. Lineage: Eukaryota; Metazoa; Chordata; Mammalia; Perissodactyla; Equidae. The coding region runs from base 553 to 1821 and encodes 422 amino acids. Gene Ontology annotation, biological process: regulation of calcium ion-dependent exocytosis; calcium ion-regulated exocytosis of neurotransmitter; regulation of dopamine secretion. Gene Ontology annotation, molecular function: calcium ion binding; clathrin binding; phosphatidylserine binding. The record is from RefSeq and is a predicted model, not a curated record. Gene Ontology annotation, cellular component: synaptic vesicle membrane; axon; dense core granule. The transcript has 11 exons.